AAAAUCUCCCGCCCCAAGCUUUGCCUAACGUGGUCCACGACACGGUCUCUCUGUGUUGACGUUCUUUUUCUUUUUUUUAAGAAAAAAUCCUGUCUCCUCUACAAUUUUCCAACCUUUUUUUUGCCUUUUCAACCAGAACAAAAUUUGAACCGUCCAUCAAAUACCAUUCCCACAUCGCCCACUGACGGAACCUGGCCACAGCUAGACGGAUCCUCAUAACAACGUUGAAGACGCCUACAUCCCCUUAUCUGAACACCACGGCCACACACUUAUACGUUCACCACCACACACCUUCUGCUUCCACCGAAAAUGAGUCUUGAAGUCGGAAGCUUGCCCUCGCCAACAGGGCCAUGGAGUCCUACUCACAACACUCGAAGCCCCUCAUUCGACGUUGCAAAAAGUGCCCAGCUAUCACAUAGCAGACAGCAGCCCUCAGUGGCAUCCCGGUUCAAGGAUCUCGUCAAGUUCCUUUCAUCCGUCUCAGGCGACCUUUCCAAUGUCACAGCACCCCCUUUCUUUCUUGCACCAUCUUCAGUGGUCGAGGUCGGUCACUGUUGGAGCCAGCGCCCCGGUGUCUUCGCUGCCCCGGCCCUGGAGCCUGACCCGGCAAAACGAAGUCUCCUGGUCCUACGCAUGAUCCUGAUUGCCAUGCGUUCUCAAUUCUACGUUGCCGGCUCGCCCAGUGUCAGCAUCAAGAAACCUUUGAACGCUUUCCUCGGCGAACUCUUCCUCGCCUCAUGGACGCAGGUGCCAAAGGGCAAGAGCAAGGCGAAGGGAAAGGAAAAGAGUAUCAAGCUCGGGAUGGACAGCGGCGACGGCAAGGCCGCCACCACACGCCUCGUGGCCGAGCAGGUCUCUCAUCACCCUCCCAUCACGGCCAUGGCCAUUAUCGACGACGAGCACGGCAUCCGGGCCGACGGCUACGCCCGCGUCGAGAUGACCUUCAGCAGCAGCGUCGAUAUCCGCCAGAUCGGCCACGCCAUCGUCCACAUCGACGAGUACGACGAGGACUACCUCAUCCCGCUGCCGGACGUCAAGGUCCGGGGCUUCCUCUCCGCCAGGCUGUACCCGGAGGUCCUUGGCACCUACACCAUCGUGUCCAGCUCCGGGUUCGUCAGCGAGAUCAGCUUCUCCGGCGCGGGCGUGUUCCGCGGUAAGAAGAACACCUUCGAGGCCAAGAUGUACCGCAAGGAUGACCCCAAGAAGACACCACUCUACGAGGUCGCCGGCCAGUGGAGCGAGGGGUGGACGGUCAAGGACAGCCGCACGGGUGAGGUCCUGGAGAAGUAUGACGUCGACGCCGUCGAGAACAGGCCCGCGCCCAUGGACAUGGAGCCGGUCGAGAAGCAGGACCCGUGGGAGUCGCGGAAGGCCUGGGGAGGCGUCAUCGACGCGCUCGACCGCGGCGACUUCUGCGAGACCGUCACCGAGAAGUCCAAGCUCGAACAGGCGCAGCGGCGCAUGCGGGCCGAGGAGAAGACCAAGGGGCAGACGUGGGAGCCGCUGCUGUUUGGGAGCAAGGACGGGGCUGAUCACGAUGUGUUCCACCGCCUUGCCAAGGGGACAAGCUGGGAGAAGCAGCUGUCGAGCGACAAGACCAAGGGAGUGUGGAGGGUCAAGGAUGAGAAGGCGAAGGGGGCACAGAGGCCUUUUAGAGGCGAACUUACACCAUUUGGCUAGACCGAGGAGCUGGGUCACUUUUACUCAUUUGCUUUUUGUGGUGAGCGUUGGCGUUGUUGUUUUGGGACUCGGCAUUUUCAACAUACUUCUAAAGUUUUCAGUAGCCUUCGAAGACUAGACAAUAUCAGGCAUUGAAUCUCUUCA
This is a messenger RNA of Diaporthe batatas, 1824 nucleotides long. RefSeq lists its product as uncharacterized. Gene Ontology annotation, cellular component: cytosol; membrane; intracellular membrane-bounded organelle. Lineage: Eukaryota; Fungi; Ascomycota; Sordariomycetes; Diaporthales; Diaporthaceae. The coding region runs from base 310 to 1680 and encodes 456 amino acids. Gene Ontology annotation, molecular function: oxysterol binding. Gene Ontology annotation, biological process: endocytosis; exocytosis; maintenance of cell polarity. The record is from RefSeq and is a predicted model, not a curated record. The transcript has 2 exons.